Messenger RNA from Pseudozyma flocculosa PF-1, 1914 nucleotides. RefSeq lists its product as uncharacterized. The transcript has a single exon. Bases 1 to 1914 code for a protein of 637 amino acids. NCBI's taxonomy places the organism in Eukaryota, Fungi, Basidiomycota, Ustilaginomycetes, Ustilaginales, Ustilaginaceae. The record is from RefSeq and is a predicted model, not a curated record.
AUGAUCAAGGCCGCUGCAGCUCUUGCUGCUCUCGCAUACACCGCCUCGGCGGUCAGCGCCGCCACGCCAGGCGGCAGCACCGUCAUCGGCAGCUCAAAGGUGUCUGGCAUGAUGCUCUUCAACGGCGCGCCCGGCAAGGUCGUCAUCCUCGACAAGACCGAGGGCAACGAGGCCCAGAUCGACGGCCACCCGGCCUGGGGCGAGGAGUACGACACCGAGUCCAACACCAGCCGCCUGAUGCGCGUCACCACAAACACGUUCUGUGCCGGAGGAAUGUCGCUCGGAAACGGCACCUGGGCUGCGUUCGGCGGCAACGAGCCCGUCGGCAAGGACGGCAACCAGACCCAGCCCCGCUUCAGCAUCUCGGCACCUUACUUUGACGGCGAUGGCGGCGCCGGUGCGCGCUUCUACACGCCCUGCGACGACGGCAACUGCGACUGGGUCGAGGGCUUCAAGAUGGCCGUGCGGCGAUGGUACCCCACCGUCGAGACGCUGGCCGACGGCACCCUCUGGAUCGGCGGUGGCGAGGACUACGGCGGAUACGUCACCGACGAGGGCCAGAAUCAGCCCAACUAUGAGUUCUGGCCGCCGCGAGGAAACCAGGCCGUCGACAUGCCCUUCCUGCGCUCGACGGUGCCCGUCAACCUCUACCCGCUGGCGUGGCUGAUGGCCUCGGGCAAGCUGUUUGUCCAGGCGGGCCAGGACGCCAUCCUGUGGGACCUCGACUCGGCCUCGACCUACAAGGAGCUCCCCUCGACGACUGGUCCGAUGAAGUGCUACCCGGCCUCGGCGGGCGUGGCCAUGCUCCCCAUGACGCCCGCCAACAACUACGAGCAGGAGAUCCUCUUUUGCGGUGGUGUCCAGCGCCCGCUCAACGAGUGGGGCAACGGCGGCGGCCCGGCCUACAACCCGCUCAACACGCCUGCCAGCAAGGUCUGCGAGAGGCUCAAGCCCGAGGACGACAACCCGACCUGGACUCAGGACGACGACCUCAUCACUGGCCGCUCGAUGGGCACAUUUGUCUACCUGCCCGACGGCAAGCUCUGGUUCGGCCAGGGCGUCCACAUGGGCACCGCCGGCUACUCCACCCAGGACUACAACAAGGCCAUCGGCAUCUCGCUCGGCGACGACCCGGACUACCAGCCUAUGGUCUACGACCCCACCGCGCCCAAGGGCUCGCGCUUCUCGACCGAGGGCCUGCAGCCCAUGAAGGUCCAGCGCAUGUACCACUCGACGGCCAUCCUGCUCGAGGACGGCUCGGUGCUGACGUCGGGAUCCAACCCCAACGCCGACGUCACCUUUGACAACGCGGCGCCCUACACCAACACCGAGUACCGCCUUGAGCAGUGGUACCCGACGUGGUACAACGAGGCCCGCCCCAGCCAGCUCAACAUCACCCAGCUGGCCUACGGGGGCGGCAACUUUGACAUCACGUUGACCGCCAAGGACCUGUCGGACGACAUUGGCAACAUCAAGAAGACCAAGGUGGCCAUCAUCCGCUCCGGCUUCGCCACCCACGGCGUCAACUUUGGCCAGCGCUACCUCGAGCUCAACUCGACCUACACGGCCAACCAGGACGGCACCGUGGGCGGCACGCUCCACGUGGCCAACAUGCCGCCCAACGCCAACAUCUUCCAGCCCGGCCCGGCCAUGGCCUUCCUGGUGGUCAACGGCAUUCCGUCCAAGGGCCAGCACAUCAUGGUGGGCACGGGCCAGCUGGGCGACCAGCGCGUCUCGGCCGCCACGCCGCUGCCCGCCUCGCAGGACGCGCCGCCGCCGCAGCCCAAGCAGUCGAGCAAGAACGGCAGCGCGUCUGGCAAGUCUUCUGACAGCGCCGCCGGCAUCGUCGCGCCGGGGCUCAAGGCCGCUGCCUUCGUCGGCGCCGGCGCCCUGGCCCUCCUCAGCAUCCUCUAG